AUGAUUGGAAUUGGGGUGGGGGACCGUGCCAAUGUCCGGUCCGUCCCCAGCGACGGGCCGAAAAUCAUCCAGGCGCCUAAGGCGCCCAGUAGCCGUACUGGGCAGGAGAGGCCCACAGCCACCACUCCCAGGAUAGCAACGCAUCCGCACCGCAGGGGGCCCGUCGGAGGAAUGCGGGGGGAAAGCCCCCCCCACCCAAGGUCGACCCGAGGGGGCCGACGGCGACAAGACCACGGACAGAGGCCGAACCACCCCACACCCAGGCAGGCCGCAGAGGCCCAGGGUCUCCGCACCCAGAGCCCGCCAGCGCCCAAGGGCAGGGCCAGCCCACCACCGGGGGGAGCAGAGCCCCCCCCAGACCGCCCACCAGGGAGGCACGGCCAGAUACCCACCACUGCCACCCCCACCGCCCCCCAGAAGCCGACCACACGCCCCCCAGCCCAGGGAGGGACAGGCGGAGGCCCACGUAGGGCCACCAGCCAAGGGGGCCCCCAGAGACAGAAGAGAGGCAGACUCCCGAGCCGGUCCAGACCCCCCAGACCGAGCGCAGGGGACCCGAUCCCCCACGUCCAGCGACGCCUCAUGGCCACCACUGCUGCCCCCACCCAGACCGCCAGUCCCAACACGGCCAGGGGGUGGGCAGGAACCGAGCGCUCAGGAGUGCACCCACGACCACCCCCCCCACCCCGGCCCACCGGUGAUUGA
Molecule: messenger RNA, 705 nt
Organism: Solea senegalensis (Senegalese sole)
Lineage: Eukaryota; Metazoa; Chordata; Actinopteri; Pleuronectiformes; Soleidae
Product: proline-rich protein 2-like
Exons: 2
Coding region: 1-705 (234 amino acids)
Source: RefSeq, a predicted model, not a curated record